This is a messenger RNA of Cyclospora cayetanensis, 1977 nucleotides long. RefSeq lists its product as uncharacterized. Bases 1 to 1977 code for a protein of 658 amino acids. NCBI's taxonomy places the organism in Eukaryota, Apicomplexa, Conoidasida, Eucoccidiorida, Eimeriidae. The record is from RefSeq and is a predicted model, not a curated record. Gene Ontology annotation, cellular component: endoplasmic reticulum membrane. The transcript is spliced from 12 exons.
AUGAAGAACAGAACUGCCUCCGCAUCAGGCUGCGCUGUAGCGGCCCCGAGGAGCUCUGAGAGCGUAAGCCCUUCGGAGGAUGUGCUUGCUGCAACAGACCGACCCGCUUCAUCUGCCUGCUCCACAAAUCGCCGAGCGCCCUUAUCCUGCUUCGGCAGCUCAGCAAAUGCAGCUGCGCCACCACUGUGUAAUGAUAGUCAAGGGCAAUCGGACCAUUGUCCAGACCUGGGUGACUCACGGCCCGUGAGUCCUUCCCAGUCCGAUAUUAACAGACAAGCACAGGCGGAAGGCUGCUGUACUCCCUCAAAACUUGAUUUUUUUGACCCCCAUUCCGAGUUGGCGAGGUCUCCGUACAGAGGAUUUGCAACGCUAUUAUUCAUCUGUUCCGGCUUCUAUCUUGUGGCCAAUCCCAUUAUGCGGUGGUAUGAGAAGGGGGAAUUCGUGGAUCCGUCGCUAGCAGUCGCCAUGUUCUACGACUUCUUCUAUUUGGGCCUUUGGCCUCCACUUUUUUCUCAUGAAGGGUUAUAUUGGAAGACGCACACUGUUCGUACUGCAGCAUCUGACACAAUUCACGACAAUCGCUUAUGCGGUCGGCCACUGCUUGUACAACAAGUGAGGUUCACCCCUCUCAUCAGCCGACCAUGCGCUUUUGAUAUUCCACUUUUCCUAUUUCCUUCCGCCCUUGGAAGCGCAGAAGACUAUAAACCACAAGGAGCCUUUCUAGGUGGCUCGAACUCCACAGUGUGUCAUUGUUUGGCCCGCUGCCCUAGCACGAAUACUUCCAUUGAGCCAAGCAUUUGCGUGGCUGCUUUCCGUGUGCAGGUGGCCGAUAAUUCCAGCUGCGUUCGUGCAGGUUGCUGCAGUCUGCAACUUCAUGAAGGUGAGGUUAAUCUCCGAAACUUCUGCUACUACAUGGUGGUUCCCUCCCUAGUGUAUGAGCCCUAUUUUCCUCGGGGGAACGGCUUCCGUCCAGCUUAUUUCGUGUGGAAACUUGUGUCUCUUGUCAGCGCAAUGACGGUGAUGUACUUGGCAUGCACUUCGUACCUAAUUCCAACCAUUAGCCGCUCACCCUCGGUGUCUCUGAUGGAAGCCAUGUCAAACUUGAUUUUUCCGUUUCUCUUCUUGGACCUGUUGAUCUUCUUUAUCCUCUUCGAGUGCAUCUGCAACCUCCUCGCUGAGGUCACCAACUUUGGGAACCGUGAUUUCUACCAUUUUAGUCAACAAAGCGCCGUUGUCGCCACAUUUUUGUUUUCUGCGCUUCUUCAUGAAAUGAUAGUGGCUGUUUGCUUUCGGUUUAUCCGGUUUUACCUGCUACUUUUGAUGUUGUUUCAAAUACCGCUUGUUGCCUUGGGCCGAUACUACGCUCACAACCGCUGCCUGGCAAAUGCAAUAUUCUGGGCCUGCAUGUUACUGGGACUUCCUCUUCUUGCAGUAGCGUACGGACGCGAAUUCGCUCAGGAGCACUUCUACACGGAGAACAAAGGUUGGCAGGAGCUCCGCGCAGUAGGAUAUAGUACGGUGACGCUGGUUUGGAAGCAAAAGGUCUUGGCUCAUGGUUCAGACGCUGAGUUUAUGGGGAAAUGGGAUGUGCAUCAGUCGCGGUCAAAUGGCGCUCUCGACGUGGACUGUAGUGGUCCUGCAUCGUGUCGUAUGAUCUUAACCCAAGGUGCGCCGAAGUUGCGUCCAGUACUUCUUACUCGCUGUUUUGCAGAGUUUUCAGGCGAAGACGAUCCUAGGCUAUCGCGCUCCUGGCAAUACGCGGUGUUUGCAACAAAACGCACGCGAUUAACAACACGCUCAGACAUGAGCAGACAGACUUUGUCACCCAAUAGGAUAGAGUCAGAGCUUCGGGGAUACAAGGUGAUCUGGGGAAUGGUCGAGCAGCUACGCAUGGCAGCAUCAAAUCUUCUGGCAGUAGACAGGGCCCCCAAUGUGCACGGUGCUCAUGCUCCUUCCACUGGCUCGCAAAGACUUUGA